Papilio machaon (common yellow swallowtail) is the source of this 3499-nucleotide messenger RNA. RefSeq names its product ribosome biogenesis protein BMS1 homolog. Gene Ontology annotation, biological process: maturation of SSU-rRNA from tricistronic rRNA transcript (SSU-rRNA, 5.8S rRNA, LSU-rRNA); ribosome biogenesis; endonucleolytic cleavage of tricistronic rRNA transcript (SSU-rRNA, 5.8S rRNA, LSU-rRNA). The transcript has 2 exons. Lineage: Eukaryota; Metazoa; Arthropoda; Insecta; Lepidoptera; Papilionidae. The record is from RefSeq and is a predicted model, not a curated record. Gene Ontology annotation, molecular function: GTPase activity; U3 snoRNA binding; GTP binding. The coding region runs from base 87 to 3482 and encodes 1131 amino acids. Gene Ontology annotation, cellular component: 90S preribosome; nucleus.
CAUAUAUCCAUGUGGGCUUGAUCGACGUUGUUUACAAAAUCAUGCUUGGAUUUAUCUUAUAAAUUAUUUCUAGUUGUUAUGUGAAAAUGGCUGACGAUGCCAUAUUUGAUAAAAAGAAGUCACAUCACGCGAAACGUGCCGGAAGGAAAGCUGAUAAAAAGAAGAAAAAAAAUGCAGUUGAUCAAUCUAACCUAAGUGCUAGACAGAGAAACCCGAAGGCAUUUGCCAUCCAAUCUGCUGUACGAGCUGAAAGGCAGUUUAGACGACGAGAAGAUGUUAUUUCUAAGAAACAGCAUAUCCCCCAAGUGGACAAGACGCCACUGGAGCCUCCUCCGAUCGUCGUAGCAGUUGUUGGACCGCCUCGUGUAGGCAAGACAACACUCAUAAAUAACUUAAUUAAAAGUUUUAUAAAAACUAACGUAACCAGUACUAACGGCCCGAUUACUAUAGUCACCUCAAAAAAACGUCGCUUAACCUUGAUUGAAUGUAAUAACGACGUCAAUUCCAUGAUAGACAUAGCAAAAUGCGCGGAUUUAGUUCUACUUCUAUGUGACGCUAGUUUUGGCUUCGAAAUGGAGAUAUUUGAAUUCCUUAACAUAUGUCAGGUGCAUGGUAUGCCUAAAAUUAUGGGUGUACUCACACAUCUUGACAUGAUCAAGAAUGCAAAAACUUUGAAAACAACAAAAAAGACACUAAAACAUCGUUUUUGGACAGAGGUUUAUCCUGGAGCAAAAUUAUUCUACCUCUCUGGUAUUGUACAUGGUGAAUACCUGAGAAAUGAGAUCAAAAAUUUGUCUAGAUUUAUAUCUGUGAUGAAAUUCAGGCCUCUAAGCUGGCGCAUGACUCAUGCAUACAUCUUAGCGGAUCGCUUGGAGGAUAUUACGAGUCAAGAAAUUAUCAGAAAGGAUCCUAAAGUUAAUAGAGAUGUAGUACUCUAUGGUUAUGUCAGGGGUGUACCAUUAAUGAAAGAAGCCGUGGUGCAUAUUGCAGGUGUAGGAGAUAUGAAGAUAAGUGAACUAUCAUACUUACCAGAUCCUUGUCCAUUACCGAGCAGAGAAAAGAAACGCCACCUGAUGGAAAGAGAGAGACAGAUUUAUGCACCAUUCUCUGGUGUUGGUGGAAUUGUCUAUGAUAAAGAUGCAGUAUAUAUUGAACUCCUCGGUUCACACUCCCAUAAACAAGAAGAUGAAGAAACAAAUGAGAAGAAAACGUUAAUUAAAAAUGUUGUUGAAACAAAAGAGACACUGGAUGAACAAAUGCAGGAAUCUGGUUUUAAGCUUUUUAGCGGUGGUGCUGUGAUAUAUCCUGAUAUGGUAAAAGAUGAUGAAUAUCUACAAAAUGGUAAACAGGAAGAUUCUGAUUCAUCAGGAGAUGAUGAAGAUGAUAAUGAUGAAUCAGAUAGUGAUAGUGGUAUAGAUGAAAAUGAAAAAGAUGGUGAUGGGAAUAACAAACUGCCAUGGGAUAACAACUCGGGUUCUGAAGCAGAGGGUGAUGAACACGAAAAUGGCGAUAAUAAAAAUUCAGAUCAAGAGGAAAAUUCUGAUAAUAAUACUGAUUUUAAUACAAAAUGGAAAGAAAAAUUGGGUGAGAAAGCAACCAUGGCUUACUUUGAAAGACAAAAGACUUCAAAAAAUAUAAUGAAGUUAGUAUAUGGGGAUUAUGAAAUAGGAAAUAAAAAUAAAGAACAAAAAGAUGAUGGAAGUGACAGUGAAGAUGAAGAAAUUGGUGGUUUAUUUAAGAAAGUAACAAGCACUGAGAAGAAAAAGCAAAAGCAGAAAGAACAGCAAGAUGUUGAUGAAUGUUCCUAUUUUUAUUCAAAUGGCAAACCAAACAUAAAGGAUUGGACGAGUGAAACCAAUAAACAGUUCCUCUUGAAGAAUUUUGUAACAGGCAAAAGAUUGCCUGAUGAAGAUGCCUCUGAGCUUCUAAAACUAGAUGAUGCAAGUGAUGGUGAUGAGGAACUUUAUGGUGAUUUCGAAGAUUUGGAAACAGGAGAAAAACAUGUCAACAAAGAUGUUUCAAAUGAGCAAACUAAUGAUGAAGCAUCGGGUAUAAAACGCAAAGCGGAGCCAACGAAAUCUGAAAUUCUCGAAAAGAAGUUAAAGCUUAAAGCAAAAUUUGAUUCAGAGUAUGACAAUCCAGAUGACCAUAGAAUUAAAGGCGAUCAUUCUUAUUACGAAAGUCUGAAAGCAGAGGCUCUUAAACAAUCUGAGUUAAACAAAUCCGUUUUCGAAAACCUCGACAGUGGCUUAAGAGUUGAAGUGGAGGGCUUUAGGCCAGGGUUAUAUGUUCGGAUGCUGUUCAAAGAUAUGCCCUCCGAGUUCGUGACUAAUUUCGAUGCCAGUUACCCAAUACUGAUUGGUGCACUAAAUAUGGCGGAGCAGAACAUAGGUUUUGUAUCUUGUAAAGUCAAAAAGCAUAGAUGGUAUAAGAAGAUUCUUAAAACAAAUGAUCCUCUCAUAAUAUCUUUGGGUUGGCGACGCUUCCAAACCCUUCCCAUAUAUUCCAAGAUAGAGGAUGAUUUGAAAUGUAGGUAUUUGAAAUAUACUCCAGAACAUGUCACAUGUAAUAUGCACUUCUAUGGCCCAAUUACACCACAAAAUACAGGGUUCUUAGCUCUUCAAACAGUCAACAAUAACCCAAAUGAGAUAAAACAGUUAGGAUUUAGAAUAGCUGCUACAGGCAGUGUGAAUGAAAUUAAUAAAUCUACACAAAUUGUUAAAAAACUCAAGUUAGUUGGCACUCCAUUGAAAAUAUACAAAAAGACUGCAUUCAUAAAAGAUAUGUUUACAACCACUUUAGAGGUAGCGAAAUUUGAAGGUGCCAGAGUGAAAACUGUAUCAGGGAUCAGAGGUCAAAUCAAAAAGGCGUUAAAUAAACCAGAAGGUGCAUUCCGUGCCACAUUUGAAGAUAAGAUUCUUAUGAGUGAUAUUAUAUUUUGUCGCACAUGGUUCAAAGUAGAUGUAACGAAGUUUUAUGCUCCGGUGGUUAAUCUAUUAUUACCAGCUGGAAGUAAAAAUGCUUGGCAGGGUAUGAAAACUAAAGGACAGUUAAAAAGGGAGCGGAAUAUUCAAAACGAUGCUAACACUGAUUCUAUGUACACCAACAUACAAAGAGAACCAAAGGUAUUUAAGCCUUUGGUUAUUCCUAAAGCUUUGCAAAAAGGGUUACCAUAUAGAUUUAAACCAAAAGAACGUAAAACGACUUUAUCUGGUGUUAAAGCUAAGGAUAUAUUCAAAGACAGAAUAGCUGUUAUUAAGAGUCCACAUGAGCAGAAGGUGUCAAAUGUUAUGAAAAUGUUGAAGACAAACUUUGAACAAAAGAAGGAGAAAGAAAAAGAAGCUACAGCGGAGAGGUUGCAGAAGCAUAAGAAACAAAUAGAGGAAGAAGAGUGGCGGAAAUUAAAGAGGCAAAAGGAACUGAAGAAAAAGAUUUGUCGCCAUUUAAGUAAGAUGUCCAAUAAAAAGAAACCACAGAUGUAGGUGUAAAUAUAUUUUAU